CAGCACUAUAGACCAGUGAUUCACUCCUGUAAGACGAUUGUUGUCACGCUCACAUAAACCAUCACAAGAAGGCUACGACCCUCUGCACAGACUGUAGCUGAGGAUACUAUUCAGCAGAAAUGGCUCCUGCAGUCGGUGGCCCUCAAGGAUACACGCCCCCGGAGGGUGGCUGGGGAUGGAUGGUGGUGAUCGGCGCCUUCAUCUCCAUCGGCUUCUCCUACGCCUUCCCAAAGUCCAUCACCGUCUUCUUCAAGGAGAUUGAGGUCAUCUUCGAUGUUACUAGCAGCCAGGUGUCGUGGAUUUCAUCCAUUAUGCUGGCGUGUAUGUAUGGAGGAGGUCCAAUCAGCAGCAUCCUGGUUAAUAAGUACGGGAGUCGCGCUGUGAUGAUGUUCGGGGGCUGCUUGUCCGGAUCGGGCCUCAUCGCCGCCUCUUUCUGCAACUCCAUCCAGGCGCUCUAUUUCUGUAUUGGAGUUGUGGGAGGCUUGGGAUUAGCCUUCAACCUCAACCCAGCACUUACAAUGAUCGGAAAGUACUUCUUCAAGAAGAGACCCAUUGCCAACGGCAUCGCCAUGGCCGGCAGCCCUGUCUUCCUCUCCACCCUGGCACCAAUCAACACCUGGUUCUUCGACAAGUUUGGCUGGAGAGGAAGCUUUCUGAUCCUUGGGGGCCUUCUCUUCAACUGCUGUGUGGCAGGUUCUCUCAUGCGACCCAUAGGGCCCAAACCCAAACCGGUGGAGAGGGGCACGGAGAGGAGGACCGCAUCACAGAUCAUGAACAGCUUCAUUGACUUCACCCUGUUCAAGCACCGCGGCUUCCUGCUGUAUCUCAUGGGCAACUUCAUCAUGUUCUUCGGCCUCUUCGCCCCACUCGUUUUCCUCAGUAAUUUCGGCAAGAGUAGAGAUAUCCCCAAAGAGAAGGCUGCUUUUUUGCUUUCCGUACUCGCUUUUGUAGAUAUGGUGGCAAGGCCCUCCAUGGGCAUGGUGGCCAACACCAAGUGGAUCCGACCAAGAAUACAAUACUUCUUUGCUGCAUCUGUCUUGUACAACGGUGUGUGCCAUGUGAUGGCACCUUUAUCUGUGACCUACACAGGCUUUGUGAUUUAUGCCAUUUUCUUCGGCUUCGCCUUCGGCUGGCUGAGCUCGGUGCUGUUUGAGACCUUGAUGGAUAUCGUUGGGGCUCAGCGCUUCUCCAGUGCUGUGGGGCUGGUCACCAUUGUGGAGUGUGGCCCUGUGCUGCUAGGACCACCUCUAUUGGGGAGGUUCAAAGACAUCUACAAUGAUUACAAGUACACCUACCAGGGAUGCGGUAUUAUCCUCAUUGUUUCCAGUGUGUUCCUCUUCUUUGCCAUGGGAAUCAACUAUCGUCUAAUGGACAAAGAGAAGAAGGAGGAAGAGAGAAGGGUUAAGGUAGAGGGUAGGAGAUAUGAGCCAAAUAAAAGCAAAGCAGUGUCAAAGGUGGCAGAAGAUACGGUCUAACUAAUCGAUUCUUUACUGAGCUGAAUUUUUUUUCCAUGCAUCUUUGUUUUUGCACAUAUAACAUCCAAGAAUAAUAGUUUCUAUAAUAUAAUUAUCUUUUUACUUCUGUAAUGUUUUACACUCUGAAGUUGAUAUUCAAUAUACUACUAAACCUCCAAGCCUCACUUUCCAAGUUUAUUAUUUUUCCAAUAAAUGCUCUGUUUUGCUCUUUCGGACAGGCACACAGGAUGGCCUGAAUGUGUCUGAUUUGUCUGAUGUGAUUGUAGUCUAGCCCACUCAAUCAGGAGUGCAUGGCAAUGAUGACCAUACAAUGUAUUCAUGCAUUUAAUUAUGACUUAAAUGAAAAAUAAAUCACUGUAACCAU
Gadus chalcogrammus (walleye pollock) is the source of this 1839-nucleotide messenger RNA. Its product is annotated as monocarboxylate transporter 1-like. Lineage: Eukaryota; Metazoa; Chordata; Actinopteri; Gadiformes; Gadidae. The coding region runs from base 120 to 1475 and encodes 451 amino acids. Gene Ontology annotation, molecular function: monocarboxylic acid transmembrane transporter activity. Gene Ontology annotation, biological process: monocarboxylic acid transport; transmembrane transport. The record is from RefSeq and is a predicted model, not a curated record. Gene Ontology annotation, cellular component: membrane. The transcript is spliced from 5 exons.